This is a messenger RNA of Misgurnus anguillicaudatus (oriental weatherfish), 5400 nucleotides long. The record is from RefSeq and is a predicted model, not a curated record. NCBI's taxonomy places the organism in Eukaryota, Metazoa, Chordata, Actinopteri, Cypriniformes, Cobitidae.
UGGUGAUAGUUAGAUUGGCCACUGAAACUACAGCAAAGGAAGAGUGGAUGCUGUAGAUCACGGUUAAGGGGAAGAUUUUCAACGUUUUUCGUUUUUUAGGAAUUAUAUCACCUUAACACCAGGAUUUACAAAUUUACAACGGUUGCAACGCGUGGAAAGGUUAAAGAAUAAGCGCAAUAAUGAAAUCAACGGCGAUCUUUUUGCUACUGAUGCUGUGUAACUGCGAGAGCGCGAGAUUCGCAGAAAGUAGAGAUGACAACAGCGUUUACGACCUGUUCGAGCUCAUCCAGGUGCCGAGGAAAAACCACGGGGUCACUCUAGUAAAAGGCGACGACCCCUACAGUCCCGCCUACAGGAUCAUGAACCCCGACCAGAUUCCCCCGGUCCCCGAAAGCGCUUUUAGGGACCUGAUCGACUCCAUUCACGCGGAGAGAGGAUUUCUGUUUCUGGCCAAUUUCAAGCAGUUUAAGAAGACGAGGGGAAGCAUUCUGAGCGUUGAGAAAAAGGACGGGUCCGGAGUCGUGUUCGAGAUCAUUUCCAACGGGAAGGCGAACACCCUGGACAUAGUGUUUUCCACCGAGAAUAAACAACAGGUCGUGUCCAUCGAUGAAGCGGAUUUGGCGGUGGGACAUUGGAAGAACAUCACGCUUUUCGUGCAGGAGGACAGGGUUCAAUUUUAUGUGGGAUGCGAGGAGGUGAAUACGGCGGAGCUUGAUGCCUCUAUCCAAAACAUUCUCACCCAGGACACCCCAGGUGUGGCGAACUUGAGGGUCGGAAAGGGCGCGGUGAAGGACAAGUUCAUGGGCGUGCUGCAAAACGUGCGCUUUGUCUUCGGGACCACACUGGAGGCUAUACUGAGGAAUAAAGGAUGCCAAAGCUCAGCAAUGCUUCCUUUUUUCAACAUAACUGGAUCCAGACCUGCAAUCAGAACUGAUUUCACUGGACACAAAACAAAGGACCUUCAGAUGAUCUGUGGCUUUUCAUGUGAAGAUAUGGCCAGCAUGUUCAAGGAACUCAAAGGUCUUGGUGUGGUGGUGCAAGAGCUAUCCAAUGAACUCCGCAAAGUAACAGAUGAGAAUAACAUGCUCAUGAAUAGCAUAGGUGUCCAUAAAGGUGUCUGUCUUCACAACGGAAUAGUGCACAAUAACAAGGACGAAUGGACAGUAGAUGACUGCACAGAGUGCACUUGCCAGAACUCUGCAACGGUGUGCCGCAAGAUUUCGUGCCCCCUUAUACCAUGUGCGAAUGCCACAGUGCCUGAUGGGGAGUGCUGCCCUCGCUGUGGAACCCCAAGUGACUCUGCUGAGGACGGCUGGUCCCCCUGGUCUGAAUGGACCCAUUGUUCAGUGUCCUGUGGAAGGGGCAUUCAGCAGCGCGGGCGCUCCUGUGACCGCAUCAAUAACAACUGCGAGGGCACAUCGGUGCAGACAAGAGACUGCUACCUUCAGGAGUGUGACAAGCGAUUCAAGCAAGAUGGCAGCUGGAGUCAUUGGUCACCUUGGUCCUCCUGUUCUGUUACUUGUGGUGUCGGUGUCAUCACCCGCAUUCGUCUCUGUAACUCUCCAACUCCACAGAGAGGCAAAGAUUGCCAAGGGGAAGGCCGACAGACCGAGAGGUGUGAGAAAUCACCCUGUCCAAUCAAUGGUGGCUGGGGACCGUGGUCUCCUUGGGACACUUGCUCCACUACCUGUGGGGGCGGCUUCCAAAGCCGUAAGCGCCUUUGCAAUAAUCCAGUACCUAAGUAUGGCGGUAAAGAGUGUGUGGGAGAUGUAAAGUCCUCACAGCAAUGCAACAAACAAGCCUGCCCAAUUGAUGGAUGUCUUUCGAAUCCAUGCUUUGCUGGGGCCCAAUGCACAAGCUUCCCAGAUGGAUCCUGGAAAUGUGGAAAAUGUCCCACAGGUUACACCGGCAAUGGAAUUGACUGCAAAGACAUCAAUGAGUGUGAGGAAGUCCCCGAUGCUUGCUUUGAAUUCAAUGGAGUCCACAGGUGUGAGAACACAGUACCCGGCUACAACUGCCUGCCAUGCCCCACACGCUACACCGGCCCACAGCCGUUUGGUAAAGGGGUGGAGGACGCUGCUUCUAAGAAACAGGUGUGCACGCCGCGUAAUCCCUGCCUCGAUGGCAGCCAUGACUGCAACAAGAACGCUCGCUGCAACUACCUGGGCCAUUUUGCCGAUCCCAUGUACCGCUGCGAGUGCAGGCCUGGCUUCGCUGGAAACGGACACAUCUGUGGAGAGGACACGGAUCUUGACGGCUGGCCUAAUGCUGAUCUUGUGUGUGUGGAGAAUGCAACUUAUCAAUGCAAGAAGGAUAACUGUCCCAAUCUUCCAAACUCCGGUCAAGAAGACUACGACAAGGAUGGAGUCGGCGACGCAUGUGAUAAUGACGAUGAUGACGAUGGCAUUUCUGAUGAUAGGGACAACUGCCCGCUCGUGUUCAACCCAAGACAGUACGACUACGACCGCGAUGAUGUGGGAGACCGCUGCGAUAACUGUCCCUACAACAGCAACCCGGACCAGACCGACACAGAUAACAAUGGGGAAGGGGAUGCCUGUGCCAUUGACAUCGAUGGAGAUGGUAUUUUGAAUGAGAACGACAACUGCCCGUAUCUGUACAAUGUAGACCAAAAAGACACAGAUUUAGAUGGAGUGGGUGACCAAUGUGACAACUGUCCUCUGGAGCACAACCCAGACCAGCUUGACUCUGACUCUGAUCGUGUUGGAGACAAAUGUGACAGCAAUGAGGAUAUCGAUGAGGACGGUCACCAAAACAACCUAGACAACUGCCCAUACAUUGCCAAUGCAAACCAGGCCGAUCAUGACAAGGAUGGCAAAGGAGACGCCUGCGACUACGAUGAUGAUAACGACGGCAUCCCUGAUGAAAAAGAUAACUGCAGAUUGGUUCCCAAUCCAGAUCAAGUGGAUUCUGAUGGCGAUGGACGUGGAGAUGCUUGUAAAGACGACUUUGACGACGACAACGUCCCAGAUAUCUAUGACGUCUGCCCGGAGAACGUUGACAUUAGUGAGACAGACUUCCGCAAGUUUCAGAUGGUACCACUGGAUCCCAAGGGCACUUCCCAGAUCGAUCCCAACUGGGUUGUUCGACACCAGGGCAAGGAACUUGUUCAGACAGUUAACUGUGACCCUGGCAUUGCAGUCGGUUUUGAUGAGUUCAACGCAGUGGAUUUUAGCGGAACUUUCUUCAUUAACACGGACAGAGACGACGACUACGCCGGAUUUGUUUUCGGAUACCAGUCCAGCUCUCGUUUCUACGUGGUUAUGUGGAAGCAGAUCACACAGACUUAUUGGUCCCACACACCAACCAAAGCACAGGGUUACUCAGGGCUGUCAAUCAAAGUGGUUAACUCCACCACCGGGCCUGGUGAGCAUUUAAGGAACGCUCUAUGGCACACCGGAGAUACUCCAGGACAGGUGCGCACAUUGUGGCAUGACCCAAAGAACGUUGGAUGGAAGGACUUCACUGCUUACAGAUGGCACUUGACCCACAGACCAAGAACUGGACACAUAAGAGUGGUCAUGUAUGAAGGCAAAAAAAUCAUGGCAGAUUCCGGUAGAAUUUACGACAAGACAUAUGCAGGUGGAAGACUGGGUCUCUUUGUUUUCUCACAAGAGAUGGUUUACUUCUCAGACCUCAAAUAUGAAUGCAGAGAUAUGUAAUUGCACAGGCAGGAAGUUUAUCAAAGAAUGCACCUUUCUGUCCGGAGACGGAUUUGAUGUUACUUUUUCUGCUGUUGCUCACACACUGGUGGAGUGAGAAAGCAGGCGGUCAAUUUUAAUGUAAUCGUCGCUGGUUGAGAUAGACACCAACUAGCUACCAAUGCAGAAUCUGGACUCCUCCACCAUUAGCAGGUAGAGCAGAAAAACAAACCAGUCUUCCUUGCUUUGCUUAAAUGGGAAGACAAGUAUCUCUCUCUGAAAAACCUCAAUCAGCUCUGUAUGGGAAGAGCUCCCAUGGCAGACAGCUAUGCACUUCAAACAUUCACUCUCUCUCUUACACAAAAAAAACGAACAUUUUUAACCCCUCCGUCUCUGUAGGCCAGACAAUUAAAGCAAGUUUAGAGAGAGCACAACCAUUUAAAAUGACCAUCAUUACGAUCAAAACAAAACACUUUUUUGUAAGAGGAUCCAUAUAUCAAUGUCUGUCUAAAAUUUGCUUAGCUAAGUCUCUUAAGUUUCAUAUUUGUUCAUAAAGGAUCGGCGGGAGACAUCUGAUGGUUUAGCGAGCAUAGUUUUCUCAGGGCUAGAUGGUUAAACCAUUUUAACAAUUCAUUAGAAAUGGCAUAAUGAAAGGUUUCACUUGCGUGAAACGAAAUCGGAUUAAGGUUUGAAGAUUCUCCAAAGUGAUGAAUGUUCCACAACUAUCUCUAUAACAGGAAAUGACUCACCACAUAUGGACACUAGAUUACCAAGUAAUCUAAUGUGCUUCUCAAAUGUAAUUUGAGGCAAGUGUUAUUCAAGAGGUUAAGGGAAUGCUGAGCUUCUGUAUAGUUGUAUGUAGCACUUAGAAAUGCUUAUCAUUUGGCCGGACUGCCGAAUUUUGCUUCUAGAAGCUUAAGAGAGGGCUGUCUGUCUCUCACAAUAUAAUAAUAUAUUUAUUAUAUAACAGAACUUUUGAAUAUUUAAACAACAGAUUAAAACAAAACUUCACAUCCAUGUUUGUGAGGUGCUACUCGUCAACGCAUUUUAAAAUCAAAAACCAUUCGUACAUCACUUUUAAGUCUGAAUAGUGUGUUUGACUGCCUUUCUGAAGAGAAAGAGAGAGAUAGAGAGAGAGAGAGAAAGGAAAACUUUGAUGUACAAAUAUUACCUCAUUACUGUUUUGUAAUUUGAUCGAGCAAAAGCUUUUCAUACAUGACUUUUUCCUUUGCUUAAAGAAAACAAAUUUUGCCUUAUUGCUACUGUAGCACGUUGUAAAUAGUAUUCUUUAUUGAAGAAACGCCCUGCCCAACACACCAGUGGAAAAUAAAGUAAAACGGAAGACAACUUUUUUUAGGAAUACAACCUUUAUAUUCCUUCAAAUGUCCAGUACUUUUUGUAAGAUGAUAAAUUAUUGCUCUGUUUGUUGUCUUUGUUUGUAAGACUGUUUCAUAUAUGUGUAUGUGUAUGUGUGUGUAGAUAAAUGCUAUUUAAAUAAUUUAUCGUGGAGUGCAGCCUAAGAGGGAAGCAUUUCCGUCUGUAUAAACAGUUUGCACACUGAGGUGAAGAUGUUUUCUUCAUUGUUUUUAUCUUUGUUGUGUUGUUAUUUUUGUAUAAUUAGUAAUGCUUGACUGUAAACAUUUUUACUUAGUUUUUACUUGCGAAAUGCUAUUUUUAUGUAUGGCAAUUAUUUUGGUACAUAUUUCUGAAUAAUAAACAGAUGGUAGACAUUGUAAAAACA